AUUUGCUGUUUGGAGUGUUUGGACUGAAUCACUUGUAUAAUAUUCAAUGUUGUUAUUUGACUUGGGUAUUGGUUCUUUGGUUUCGGUAGUUGUUUAUGUAAUUUUCUGUGAUGCAGUAUAGUCUAUUGUAGAUGUCUUUAACAAAAUUAAAUUAGUUAUUAAUAUCAAUUAACAAUUGACAAUGAUUAUUAAAUAACUGUAUCGAUAGUGUUAUUAAUAAUAGUUAACUAUUAAGUAGGUAGGUAAUUAAACUUAUUGUCCAAGGUCUUCAUAUUUUCAACACGUUUGCCUUGAUGUAGAUUUUGUUAGUUUUGAAUUGAUGUUAAUCCACUGUCGUCGGAACUUCUGUUCAUUGAUUUUUUUAAUUUUAUUUUACAGCUAAAAAAAAAUUCAGAUGAAAUAUUGUUGACUGAUUAUAAUAUUAAUUAAGCUAUUCAUAUUUACAUUUAAAUUUAAUUACUUCAACAUACUAGACCAUGUCUAUAGAAAAGGAAGAAUGUGAAUUAGAACAACUGGUGUCUUCUGACGAAGAACCUAGACCAACAGAUAUUUCACAAAUUACACCUCCAAUUACACCCAAGCCUCCUCCAAGAGCACAUUCCCAUUCAGACAGCCGAACUAAGACUAGCAAUGUAAGUGAAAAGUCACUUUCUAUUGAAAGUCAAAAGAACGAAUGCCAUAAAUCUACAGCCAGGUUGUCAAGUAAUUCAUCCAUACAAGAUAAACCACAAGCUCAACCGUCCAACAUAGGUGGUCCGACUCGCUUGAUGUGUGUUAAUGAGAGAUUAGGACGCAGUUCUCUACAUGACUACAAACCACCACGUCCGCCACCUCCAAAAUUUAAUAAAUUGCAAAAUAAAAAAGUAAUCUCUGAACAAACUAUGGAUAGAAGUUGCCUACAUCAUUGUUUUUUGUCAGAUGUGACCGAUGUCAGACAAAUGGAGCAAGCCCUACAGCAACUACUUGAAGAUUUUCACUCUGGGAAAUUACGUGCAUUUGGUAAGGAUUGCAGUAUGGAACAAAUGACGGCUAUUCGUGAGCAACAAGAGCAUUUAGCAUGGUUACAUUUUGAACUUGGUGUAAGACAAGACGGAUCAAAUCCGCUCAGUGAACAAGGUAUUGCCAAAGGUACAGAAAACAUGCACUCCUUAAUGGCUAGUCUAGAACAGCUAUCUUUAUCCAUCGAAAAAUUACAUUCAUUCAGUAAUUCUACAUCUGAUUAAAAUUUGAAGUACAAUAUGCAAAAUAAACAACUGACUUUUAUUGGUACUAGGGAUUAUUGACUAUAUAAUGAAUGGAAUUGUACAAAAAUUAAAUAAUAUUGCUCAUUUAUUCAUUCCAUAUAAAAAAU
Messenger RNA from Melanaphis sacchari, 1351 nucleotides. RefSeq lists its product as uncharacterized. Lineage: Eukaryota; Metazoa; Arthropoda; Insecta; Hemiptera; Aphididae. The record is from RefSeq and is a predicted model, not a curated record. Bases 477 to 1223 code for a protein of 248 amino acids. The transcript has 5 exons.